Molecule: messenger RNA, 813 nt
Organism: Cylindrotheca closterium
Lineage: Eukaryota; Bacillariophyta; Bacillariophyceae; Bacillariales; Bacillariaceae
Source: the annotation of a GenBank genome assembly
AUGACGCCAUCAAGGACGAGAAAGGACUUUGCCUUUCUCCAAUUGGCUGCGUACCACAAGAUUGCUGAUCAUUCCUUCUGGGGACUCAACGAGAAGACAAUGAAACUUGCCCUAGAGGGCGCUAUGCAAUUUGGCACGGCCCCACUACGCAUCCGAGAGGCACUCAUGAAGGCAAACCCAGACUAUGGGCCAGUUUACACAUACAAGAAUGACAUGUCUGGUGGCUUCUACCGCAUCCAACUGUCAACUACUGGCGCACUCAAGCUUGGGGUCAUUUUACCGCGUUUUGAGGGACUUCCACAGUUGGUUGCACUGCCGCUUGUGCUCCCAAUGGGUUGGACAGAACGUCCGCCGUGGUUCUGUGCUUUUACGGAAACGGUAGCCGACUUGACAAAUGUUGACUUGCAACAAAACAAGCGAGUGCCACCCCAUCCUUUGAGAAGGGCAGCAGCCAUCACUGACUUUGAAAUGGAAGUAUUUGUGGACAAUUUUGUUGGAAUGGACCAAGACCAUCCGAGCAAUCCCUUGACAAAUCAACAAGCCGUCCUCAGCCACAAUACUGACAAGGUCUUCCAACAAAAUCAACCCACUGACAACAAAUGGCGAAAAGAGCCACAGUCACAAUCAAAGAUGGCCAAGGGAGAUGCCUUGUGGCACACAGUCAAAGAAGCCUUGGGUUGGAACUGGGGGUGCGACAACCAAGACCGUGUCACUCCUAGGCGAGGUCCUGGAUUGCAAACGAGUCUCCCUGAAACGAUGGCAGCAGAUGUCAGGCGUCUUACAAAGCCUGCAGCCAGAAAUGUCGGGCAGUGA